AUCCCUCCCCAAAAAUCAACUUAUCCACAUCCACCAUAACAUUAUUGUCUAAGGCCACCAUGGCAACACAAGCUGCAGCCCUCUUCACCCCAGCAAUCUCCGUCCCAAAAUCCGGGAAUCUCCCUCUGAUACCAUGGAAGCCAUCCUCCUCAAUUUCCUUCACCACCACCAAGUCCUUGUCCUUCUCUAGAAACGUCAGAGCUGCAGCUGCAGAGGAGAAAACCGCGGCAAAGGAAGCUCCAGUGGGCUUUACCCCUCCAGAACUAGACCCCAGCACCCCAUCACCCAUCUUCGGAGGAAGCACCGGAGGACUGCUGAGGAAGGCUCAAGUGGAGGAAUUCUAUGUCAUCACAUGGGAAUCCCCCAAGGAACAGAUCUUCGAGAUGCCCACCGGGGGUGCAGCCAUCAUGAGGCAAGGACCUAACCUGCUGAAGCUGGCUAGGAAGGAACAGUGCUUGGCACUCGGGACUCGGUUGAGGUCCAAGUACAAGAUCAAGUACCAGUUCUACAGAGUGUUCCCCAAUGGAGAAGUUCAGUACCUUCAUCCCAAAGAUGGGGUUUACCCUGAGAAGGUGAAUCCUGGUCGUCAAGGAGUUGGGCAGAAUUUCAGAUCAAUUGGGAAGAAUGUUAAUCCCAUUGAAGUUAAGUUCACUGGGAAACAAGUUUAUGAUCUUUGAGAUGUUAUGUAAUUGGGAGUAUUCCCAUGUUUAUCUGUAAUUCUGUGUACCUUUUAAUUUUUUUUCCCUAUGGCAUGUGCUCUUUAUUUUAUCAACCUUCUAGAGUUUAUGAAAUGUUUGGAAAGGAUUAGCUAAAAGACAAUCAUUCUAACAUGGAAAUUGUGUUUGUAUACGAGUUGAGAUGGUUGUGGUUUGUUUAAAAUCAAGCUCAACUUAGUUU
Messenger RNA from Rubroshorea leprosula, 897 nucleotides. The record is from the annotation of a GenBank genome assembly. NCBI's taxonomy places the organism in Eukaryota, Viridiplantae, Streptophyta, Magnoliopsida, Malvales, Dipterocarpaceae.